This is a messenger RNA of Olea europaea var. sylvestris, 1233 nucleotides long. RefSeq lists its product as uncharacterized. Gene Ontology annotation, molecular function: zinc ion binding. Lineage: Eukaryota; Viridiplantae; Streptophyta; Magnoliopsida; Lamiales; Oleaceae. The record is from RefSeq and is a predicted model, not a curated record. The coding region runs from base 1 to 1233 and encodes 410 amino acids. The transcript has 4 exons.
AUGUUACGUGCUUCGAGUGUGAAGCAGUCCGUCAUCUUCAUGAUCCGCAAAUUCAACAAUGUGCACACAUGUUCCAUAGAUUAUCAUCGUAAUGCACAUCGACAUGCCACUAGUUCCGUAAUUGCUGAGCAGAUUAUGGGGAAAUUGGAUUAUACGUACGGAUCGUAUGAUCCUACCGCUAUUGCUCGCGACAUGGAACGUGAGUUUGGUGUGAAAAUUAGUCACCAUCAAGCCCGAGAGAGUAACCCGGGGACAGUAACGCACAUCGAAGUAGAUUCUCGUAACAGGUUUCACUACCUUUUCCUAGCGUUCGGUGCAAGCAUUCGGGGUUACUUGCAGUACAUGAGGCCCGUUAUUUGUGUUGACGGCAGUCAUUUGAAAGGUCCAUACAAAGGUACCCUUCUACUGGCAACUGCCCAAGACGCCAACAAACAGAUUUAUCCGAAAAAUAGUAUUAAAAAUGCCAUUGCUCACCUAUUUCCUUGGGCUCACCACGGGUGCUGUGUUUGGCAUAUGGAAAAGAAUUUAAUCCAGCGGUUUUCCAUUUUGGUCACGUGCACUAUUUGUUGGCCAACGGUACAACAUUUUGACGAACAACAACGCAGAAUCUUUGAACUCAAUGUUGAGACAUGCCCGUUCAUUACCGAUCACGUGCUUAGUGGAACACAUUUGGCAUACUAUGCGAAGUGGUUUUAUGAACAUCGAGCAAGUGCAACUGCAUGCAGUACCAUUCUGUCACCAACGAUGGAGAAUGAGUUACGGACGACGUUCGAAGCAGGUACUAGGCUGCGAGCGCAUGGGUUGACAAAUAACUUAACACAAGUUGGAAUAUCCAACGACACGGACAUCGUAGACUUCUCCAAAAAGACGUGCACUUGUCGUGAGUUCCAGCUGAAUCGUAUGCCGUGCAUUCAUGCAACCCGUGCUGCUUGCUUGAGAGGUACGUCAUUGUACGAUCUCUGCUCAUCGUAUUACACAUCCGAGUACUGGAAGGGUGCCUACGGAGAAGCUAUAUAUCCUAUUCAGCGUGAAGUGGGCUGGAAUGUUUUACUCGAAAUUACAGGUACUCCUAUUAUGCCCCCUAGUGUGCGUCGUCCUCCAAGUAGACCACCCACACGACGUAAGCGAUCCAGACACGAGUACACCACACGGCUCAGGAAAUGCACUCGCUGCGGUGGACUUGGUCAUAACCGGACCACAUGUUCGAACCACACUGUACCAUGUCUGAUGUAA